AUGGAGCGCGCAACCACCACAGCAAAAGCUCUACGAGCCCAAAUAACCGCCACAGAACUCCAACUCCAAAACCUAAAAGCCCAAUUAGCAACCCUUGAAUCCCAAGAACCCCCUCUGCAAAAUGAGUCUGAAAAAAUCCCGACUAAAUGGCCUCUCACGCCCGACGAAUACAAAAGAUACGGCCGUCAGAUGAUCGUGCCUAAUAUCGGAAUUCAAGGUCAACUAAAUCUCAAAAACUCCAAAGUCCUCAUAAUAGGCGCCGGCGGUCUCGGCUGUCCAUCCUCCGUCUACCUCGCCGGCGCCGGAAUCGGCACACUUGGUCUCGUCGACGGCGACAUCGUCGAGCUCUCAAAUCUCCAUCGGCAAAUCCUGCAUUCCACGUCCAGCGUAGGAAUGAAAAAAGUCGAUAGUGUGAUUUCAUACCUUAAAAAACUAAAUCCAAAUGUGCGAUACGUCGCUCAUCCACAUCACCUCACACCACAAAACGCAGCUGAGAUAGUAAGCGGCUAUGAUAUUGUGCUAGAUUGUACAGACCACCCGACAUCCCGCUACCUAAUCUCCGACACGUGCGUCCUUCUCUCCAAACCGCUCGUCUCAGCCUCCGCUCUGCGCACUGAUGGACAACUCAUCGUGCUCAACUCCCCGCCUUUACCCCAGGGUAAUCCAGAGGGUGGACCCUGUUACCGCUGCAUCUUCCCGAAACCGCCGCCGGUCGACAGCGUCGUGAGUUGCGGGGAUGGCGGGAUUCUAGGACCGGUCGUGGGCGUGAUGGGUGUGUUGCAGGCGCUGGAGACGGUGAAGUAUAUCGUCGCCGGCGGGAACAGCGGGGAGGGAAAUAGUAUGUUAUUAUUCUCCGCCAAGGGGACGACGGGGUUUCGGAGUUUGAAGAUGCGGAAAAGGAAUGCGAAAUGUGUUGCUUGUUCUAGUGCGUCUGAACUAACGCUUGAGGGGUUGAAGGAGAUGGAUUAUAGUUUGUUCUGUGGGGUGAGUGCGCCAGUCAGUGUGUUGAGGCCGGAGGAGAGGGUGGAGGCGAGGGAGUAUGAGAGGGUAAAGGGGAAAGAGCAUUUGUUGGUUGAUGUGAGGGAGAAGAUACAGUUUGAUAUCUGUAGUUUGGAGGGGAGUAUUAAUGUGCCUUUUUCGACGUUUGAGGGGAGUGGGUUGGAGCAACCAGCAUGGCUGGAUCAGAAAUUGCCUGCGGAUGCACCAAUCUAUGUGGUAUGCAGGUUAGGCAACGAUAGUCAAAUCGUCGCCAGAAAACUGAAGGAACUCGGUCUUGACCAAAACGGAACCCGAGAAAUUAAAGACAUCAAAGGAGGUCUGAAAGCAUGGAGAGACCAAGUAGACUCCUCCUGGCCUGAAUAUUAG
Messenger RNA from Glarea lozoyensis ATCC 20868, 1365 nucleotides. RefSeq names its product Activating enzyme of the ubiquitin-like protein. Bases 1 to 1365 code for a protein of 454 amino acids. The transcript has 3 exons. The record is from RefSeq and is a predicted model, not a curated record. NCBI's taxonomy places the organism in Eukaryota, Fungi, Ascomycota, Leotiomycetes, Helotiales, Helotiaceae. Gene Ontology annotation, molecular function: thiosulfate-cyanide sulfurtransferase activity; URM1 activating enzyme activity; adenylyltransferase activity. Gene Ontology annotation, cellular component: cytoplasm; cytosol. Gene Ontology annotation, biological process: tRNA wobble position uridine thiolation; protein urmylation.